AUGACGAUGAACGGAGACGGACAAAGUGCUCUUCAUCUGAAGAUUCAGCUGACACUUCCUUCCCCUCUGCUCCGACCAGAAGCCGCCACGCCGGCUCGCCCUCCCCCACUGCCGGUCGGCCGUUUUCCCCGCGCUCCGCUCCUCCUCCACCGACGGCGGCAGCGGUGGCGUUUCGCCGAAACCAUUACGUCAACACUGGGCCGGUGCGCGGAGCUAGCGGCGAGGCGCACGCCGCCGCCGCCACCGCCGGAGGCGAGGCUUUUUGAGCGAGAGGACCCGAGGCCCGAGGCCACAGCGCGCGCAGCCUCUGCGCCCGCCGCCGGACCGGGCGCGCAAGAGGAACCCCGGACGGACGACGCGAAACAGCAGGCAGCAGCGAACCCGCGACAUGCGCCGGAGCGCGCCGCCGGUGGCCCGAGCCGAACCCGGCUGAGGAGACGGGGCCGACCGAGAACGCAACAGGCGGUCAGCACGUCCCCCCCUCCCGACCGCCCCCCCCACCUACCCCCUCCAAAAACUUUGGCUGUGCUUUUGACUUUUGUGUUCGCUCCUCUUUCCACUCCUCCGAAAACCCCGCCGGUGGUGCUUCGGUGA
Molecule: messenger RNA, 594 nt
Organism: Dermacentor albipictus
Lineage: Eukaryota; Metazoa; Arthropoda; Arachnida; Ixodida; Ixodidae
Source: RefSeq, a predicted model, not a curated record